Molecule: messenger RNA, 660 nt
Organism: Trichomonas vaginalis G3
Lineage: Eukaryota; Parabasalia; Trichomonadida; Trichomonadidae
Product: phosphoryn-related-related family
Exons: 1
Coding region: 1-660 (219 amino acids)
Source: RefSeq, a predicted model, not a curated record
AUGCUUCCUCUCUUCUUCAAAGUACUUCCUCUCUUCAUCAAGAUGCUUCCUCUCUUCUUCAAAGUACUUCCUCUCUUGAUCAAGAUGCUUCCUCUCUUCAUCAAGAUGCUUCCUCUCUUCUCAAAGUACUUCCUCUCUUCAUCAAGAUGCUUCCUCUCUUCUUCAAAGUACUUCCUCUCUUCAUCAAGAUGCUUCCUCUCUUCAUCAAAGUACUUCCUCUCUUCAUCAAGAUGCUUCCUCUCUUCAUCAAAGUACUUCCUCUCUUCAUCAAGAUGCUUCCUCUCUUCAUCAAGUGCUUCCUCUCUUCUUCAAAGUACUUCCUCUCUUGAUCAAGAUGCUUCCUCUCUUCUUCAAAGUACUUCCUCUCUUAUCAAGAUGCUUCCUCUCUUCUUCAAAGUACUUCCUCUCUUCAUCAAGUGCUUCCUCUCUUCUUCAAAGUACUUCCUCUCUUCAUCAAGUGCUUCCUCUCUUCAUCAAGAUGCUUCCUCUCUUCAUCAAGAUGCUUCCUCUCUUCUUCAAAGUACUUCCUCUCUUCAUCAAGAUGCUUCCUCUCUUCAUCAAGUGCUUCCUCUCUUCUUCAAGUACUUCCUCUCUUCAUCAAGAUGCUUCCUCUCUUCUUCAAAGUACUUCCUCUCUUCAUCAAAGUGCUUCCUCUCUUGA